AUGGGCAACGGUGCGAAGGCAGCUCAGAAAAGGGAGAGGAACGCGGCAAAGGCUGGCAGCACAGCCAAGAGCCAGAUCAAGACCAACCAGGCUGCCAUGAACAUCGUCUGUCAAAUUUGCCGGCAGACUUUCUUGUUGACCACUCGUGCCCCUGCGCUGGAAGAGCAUGCGCGGAACAAGCAUUCGAAGACGAUAGCCGAGUGCUUCCCGGGCUCUGGGCAGUAG
Messenger RNA from Laetiporus sulphureus 93-53, 225 nucleotides. RefSeq names its product DUF1909-domain-containing protein. Bases 1 to 225 code for a protein of 74 amino acids. The record is from RefSeq and is a predicted model, not a curated record. The transcript is spliced from 4 exons. Lineage: Eukaryota; Fungi; Basidiomycota; Agaricomycetes; Polyporales; Laetiporaceae.